Molecule: messenger RNA, 2196 nt
Organism: Neurospora tetraspora
Lineage: Eukaryota; Fungi; Ascomycota; Sordariomycetes; Sordariales; Sordariaceae
Exons: 4
Coding region: 1-2196 (731 amino acids)
Biological process (GO): protein palmitoylation
Cellular component (GO): Golgi membrane
Molecular function (GO): palmitoyltransferase activity; protein binding
Source: RefSeq, a predicted model, not a curated record
AUGGCGCAACACGACGGGGCCGAUGCCCAUGCCGGCCAUGCCGCCCCCGCACAACCGCCCAUGAAAUCCGGCACUGCUACGCCCAAGCUGAACAGCGAGGUUGAGCUCGGUAGCCUGCCCAGCGAAGCACAGAAGGAUAUUAUGCAGAUGGCAAGAGUAGGCGAUAUUGCCGGCAUGGAGAAGCUUUUCGAGGCCGGCGAGUACGAUGCGACAUACUCGGACGACGAGGGCAUCACGCCCCUACAUUGGGCCGCCAUCAACAACCAGUAUGCCAUGUGCAAGUUCCUCAUCGACAAGGGCGCCGAGAUAAACAAGAAGGGAGGAGAGAGCGUCGCAACACCCCUACAGUGGGCCGCCCAACGAUGCCACUACUAUACCGUCCACCUGCUCCUCCAGCACGGCGCCGAUCCCUUGAUCACCGAUUCUCAGGGGUACAACACACUACACAUCAGCACCUUCAACGGCAAUGUCCUGCUGAUCGUGCUCCUCCUACACCAAGGCAUCCCCGUCGACGUCGAAGAUGCCUACGGCCACACAGCCCUGAUGUGGUCAGCAUACAAGGGCUUCCCCGCCUGCGUCGACGUCUUCCUCCGCUGGGGAGCGAGUGUCCACGCCAAGGACGAGCAAGGCUUCACGGCACUUCACUGGGCAUUGGUAAAGGGCAGCCCGGGCUGCAUCCAAAAGCUGAUCGAGUACGGCGCCGACCGAUUCGCAAAGACGGCCACCGGCAAGACCCCUUCGAUUACAGCUCAGGAGCUCAACACGGCUGCCGCGUGGCAGAAGGCGCUUAACGAGUGCGGUUACGACGAGGAUGGCAACGCCAUCGUCCCCAGCUGGCCUGGCGCGUCGUAUCUCCUUCAGGAUAGGAGAUCGUUCAUGACCAAGUUCACGUUUCUAUGGCCGUUCGUCAUGGUGUGGGCGACCAUGGUUGUCAUGGCUGGCAUGCCCGUGUUUGUUGGGAUACCGUUGGGCAUCUUGGCGGGCUAUGCCGUGCAGUGGGUAGCACAGCAGGUCAUCGCUUAUGCCCCGCCAAACAUGAGGCAACUGCAGAAGACGCCUUGGAUGGCUGGUAUCUUUGCUGGCUCGUUGUUUUUGUGCACCUCGAACUGGUUCCUGCGCAUCUUUGGCAGCACAAUGUUUGGAGAGGAUGGAGCAGUCCUCUCCAACUUGCUGUUUGCCUUUUUCAUCUCCAUGACUAUCUGGUUCUACAUCAGGUGUAUGGUUGAUGACCCUGGGUUCGUGCCCAAGAUGGGGGGUGUCGCUGAGCAAAAGGCCGUCAUUGAUGAGCUUAUCAGCGUGUGGAAGUUUGACGAGUCAAACUUUUGCGUUACCUGCAUGAUCCGCACGCCUUUGAGGAGCAAGCAUUGCCGUAGGUGUCAACGCUGCGUGGCGAAGCAUGAUCAUCACUGCCCUUGGGUGUACAACUGCAUUGGCGUCAACAACCACCGUCACUUCUUCCUUUACCUUAUCAAUCUCACUCUGGGCAUCAUCACCUAUGACUGGUUGACCUACAGAUACCUCUCCGCCCUCUCUGAGACCGCCUCCGAUGAAUGCAACAUCCUCGCCCCGUCGCUCUGCCGCAUCGUCAAUGCCGACGCCUACAGCCUUCUAACCGCCAUAUGGGCCACCCUUCAACUCACCUGGGUCUCCAUGCUCCUCUUCGUCCAGUUCGUCCAAGUCUCUAGCGCGAUGACCACCUACGAAAACAUGCACGGCAUCGACAACUACUCCGCCACCUCCCUCAACAGCGCCUUCACCUCCACCGGCGCCCCCCUCAACCCGCCUUCUCUUCCCGCCCCCGGUCCAUCUCCUGCUGCAGGCGGCGCUCGCCACGGUCACGCCCACGGCGCUCACGGCAAACACGGUCACAAGCAAGGGUUCAUCAAGCAGUGGUCCCGUCUCCUCGGCGUCGACGCUUUCAUGGAAACCGCCGCUGGUCGGGGCGCCGCAACUGGAAAGGGUGGCAAGAGAAACAAGCGCGGCAACCCCUAUAGCAGAGGGUGCGUCACGAAUUGUAAGGACUUUUGGUGCGAUCCGAGCCCGAUGUUUGGGAAGCAUGAGAAUGGUGCGGCGGUGCUGGGCGGUGUGCCGGUGAAUUAUACGGAUAUGUAUGAGAGUCCGGGGGUGAUGACUGCUAGUGGUGGAGGGAGGAGGAGGGGUGGGGGGUAUGAGAGCGUUGCUGGUGAGGAGGUGUAG